GCCGCCGCCACCUCCUCCUCCUCCUCCCCAGCCCUCCCUUCCCACGCCCCAGUGCGCUGUGGGAUAGUGCCACUAUAAAGUAUAUCCUCCCUCGGAGAAAGAUAAGAAGCCCGAGACAGGAGGGGGAUGAAGAUGGCGGACGCCAAGCAGAAGAGGAACGAGCAGCUGAAGCGGUGGCUGGGCUCGGAAACGGACCUGGAGCCUCCCUUGCUGAAGAAGAAGAAGACGAAGGUGAAGUUCGACGAUGGCGCCGUGUUUCUGGCCGCCUGCUCGAGCGGCGACACCGAGGAGGUGCUGCGAAUGCUGGACCGGGGCGCUGACAUCAACUACGCCAAUGUGGACGGUCUCACGGCUCUUCACCAGGCGUGCAUCGACGACAACGUCGACAUGGUGACCUUCCUGGUGGAGCACGGGGCCAGCAUCAACCAGCCCGACAACGAGGGCUGGAUCCCCCUCCACGCUGCAGCUUCCUGCGGUUACCUAGACAUAGCAGAGUAUCUCAUUAGCCAGGGUGCUAAUGUGGGCGUCGUGAACAGUGAGGGGGAGACGCCUCUGGACAUCGCUGAAGAGGAGGCGAUGGAGGAGCUCCUGCAGAACGAGAUCAACCGACAAGGGGUGGACAUCGAGGCGGCGCGGAAAGAGGAGGAGCGGGUCAUGCUGAGGGACGCCCGGCAGUGGCUCAACAGCGGCCAGAUCCAGGACGUCCGGCACGCCAAAUCGGGCGGGACGGCGCUCCACGUGGCCGCCGCCAAAGGAUACGUCGAGGUUUUAAAGCUUUUAAUCCAAGCAGGGUAUAAUGUAAAUAUUAAGGACUACGACGGCUGGACUCCUCUACACGCCGCCGCACACUGGGGCAAAGAGGAAGCGUGUCGGAUACUGGUGGAGAACCUGUGCGACAUGGACCUCAUUAAUAAGAUGGGCCAAACCGCUUUUGAUGUAGCAGAUGAAGAUGUUCUUGGCUACUUAGAAGAACUACAAAAGAAACAGAAUCUGCUAAUGAGCGACAAAAAGGGCGUUAAGAAUUCUCCCAUCAUUGAAACAACCACCACGGGGGAUAACAACCAAUCACUGAAGCCCGUCAAGAGCAAAGAGACGCUGCUGCUGGAGCCCGAGAAGACGGCGCCGCGCAUCGACACCAUCGAGCGAGAGAAGGUGGACGAAGAAGAGGAGGGGAAGAAGGACGAGUCGAGCUGCUCCAGCGAAGAGGAGGAGGAGGAGGAUUCGGAGUCGGAGACCGAAGCAGCGCCUCCGGAAAAGAGCAAACCCUCAGCGGCGGUGAGCAACAGCACAACUCCUGCCCCGACCAGCAUCUCCGUGUCCUCGACGACCGGCCCAACUACUAACCAGGUGACGACUCCAACCUCUCCAGUUAAAAAGUUUGAUUGUGUUACUCCCCCCAUGCCUGUGGCGGAGCCGGGCUGUCCUGCAUUGUGGCGUCAAGGUUUGCGCAAAACUGGCAUUUCUCUAGUGCCCAAAAAACCCAUGGUCGCUCAGCCUUCUGGAAAGGUCUCGGCUAAAGUGGAGGAGGAGAGGAAGGACGAGUCUCCCGCGUCGUGGCGCCUGGGUCUGAGGAAGACGGGCAGCUACGGGGCGCUGGCCGAGAUCACGGCCACCAAGGAGGCGCAGAGGGAGAAGGACACCACGGGGGUGAUGCGGUCGGCGUCGAGCCCUCGACUCUCGUCGUCCCUGGACAACAAAGACAAAGAAAAGGAAAAAGACAAAGGAACCCGGCUGGCCUACGUCGCCCCGACCAUCCCCAGGAGACUGGCCAGCACUUCAGACAUCGACGAGAAGGAAAACAGGGACUCGACUUCUCUGAUACGUAGCGGCUCCUACACCCGGCGACGCUGGGACGACGACCUGAAGAACAGCGAAGGAAGCGCCUCCACCAAUAGAAGCACCAGCUACCAGCGCAGCACUUCCCAUACGCUAGCGCUAGGGCGGAGCGGCAGCACGCGGGACGUGCCGGCCAAGUCUUCGUCAACCUCCAGCUUGGACCCUAACACCUGUAACACUAAACCCUGGCAGCCUUCCGCCUCCCCCUACCAGUCUUACAGCAUUUACCGCAGCGGCUCUUUUGGCAGACGACACGAGGACCUGAGCUCCUCGACCACGUCCGCCUCCUCGACGACCACCACCUCCUCAUCUGUUACCUCGCCCACAGGCCAUCGCGGCCUGCUCUCCAGCCUGGGCUCCUCCUCCACUCGCACUGGCUCCACCAGUCUCACCAGCAGGUACUGGUCAGAGGAGAGUGCAGAGAGGGAAAAGGAGAGGGAGAAGGAGUCGGCCGCGGUCAUCCCCACUAUAAACACUGGCUCUACAACGACCACCACAUCUACCACUACCAGCGCCAUAUCUACCACUACCACCACUACCACUGGCAUCGUCACUGGCUCCGAAAGACGCAGGUCAUACCUGACGCCAGUGCGAGACGAGGAGUCGGAGUCUCAGAGGAAAGCUCGCUCCAGACAGGCUCGACAGUCAAGGAGGUCCACUCAGGGCGUGACUCUGACCGACCUGCAAGAGGCCGAGAAAACCAUCGGCCGGACUCGUACCCCAAAGACCCGCGAGGAGGAGAAGGAGGAGAAGGAGAAGCAGGACAAGGAGAAGCAAGAGGAGAAGAAGGAGACGGAGACAAAGGAGGACGACUACCGGUCGAAGUAUCGCAGCUUUGAAGAGCGUUACCGGCCCUCGUCCUCCUCCUCCACCUCCUCGCUCAGCACUGCCUCCACCCCUUCCUACUCCAGCACCGCUCUGUCCUCCAGCUCCAGCUCCCUCAACAGGCCCAACAGCCUGACGGGCAUCACCUCCUCCUACAGCCGCUCCUCCAGAGACACAGAAAAAGAGUUGGACAAGAGGGACGAGGAGAAGGAGGGAGAGGACAAGUCGCAGCCUCGCUCCAUACGGGAUCGAAGGCGGCCCCGAGAGAAGAGACGCUCCACCGGGGUCUCCUUCUGGACUCAAGAUGGUGAUGAAAAUGAUCCCGACCAGCAGUCUGACUCAGAGGAGGGUAGCACUAAAGGAGAGCCACAGAGUGACCGACUGUCCAGGAACGAGAGCACUUCAUCCUUAGAUCGCAACGACGCUCUUUUUAGCCGUAGCUACGGCGAGAGUCGAAGGCCAUACUCCAGCCGACUGGACAGAGACGACACCACUGACUACAAGAAGCUCUAUGAGCAGAUCUUAGCUGAGAACGAGAAGUUGAAGGCCCAGUUACGUGACACAGACCUGGAGCUGGCAGACUUGAAGCUACAACUAGAGAAGGCCACACAGAGGCAGGAACGCUACGCUGACCGAUCACAGCUCGAGAUGGAGAAAAGGGUAACAAGCAGGCCCCAAUAUCAUCUGGGUGGUGGAAAGAAGAGCUCUAGAAAGGAAGAUUUCUGAGAUGGAGGAGGAACUUAAGAUGCUCCCGGACUUGAAAGCAGACAACCAGAGACUAAAGGACGAGAACGGAGCGCUCAUUCGAGUCAUUAGCAAGCUUUCCAAGUAGACCCCUGUCCCGCCCCGUCCCGUCCUACCCCAGUCUUCUGCACCACCCCCCCCUCCCUCCAGUCCCCCAUGGCAGUGACUAAUGGAAUUGCACAUUUAGAUAUUAAUUGCAACAGACAUCAGAGACAAGACUCCUUCUUCUUUUUUUUUUUUUUGUUUUUUGUUUUUCUUCCUCCUCCUCCUCUUCAACUCUUAAUCUCCUUUUUGCUCCAGCAUCCAUUCAUUCAUCCUUCCAUCUUACUAUAAUCCACCCAGAUCGCUGCUGUCCCCAUAGUUUACAGAGCAAAAGGAAAAAAAAUAACACAAACAAACAAACAAACAAAAAAAAAGAGACGUAAGGGUUUCGCAUGUAAUAGCGUCGUGGGCGGGGGAAGCCUGAGAAAACUAUUUAACCAAUAAGCCUUAGUUGUACAUAAGGAGGAAAAAGAUGGAAAACGAUCUCUCUCUCUCUCUGACUCUUUCAGCUAUCACUGAAGAACAGAUAUUAUCCGACACCUUUUUUUUUUUUUUUAAAUUUGUGCCACAAUUCUUUAUCGUCGUUUCCUCUUCCUGUUUGUGUGCUGUGCAGCCCCUCCCCCUCCCCGUCGCCUAGCAACCUCUCCUCCUCCUCCUCUAAAGUGCCACUCCUCCCCGAUAUCAGCUCCUUUGUGGCUAUUUUAUUUUUCUCCUCCUCCUUCCCCUGAAACACACAAACUACUCACCACCUCCUUUUCUUUUUCUUUCUUUCUCUUUAUUUUUUUGUGUGCGUCUUCCUCCAAGAGGGAUUUAAAAGAAAAAAAAAAAACAAAUUCUCGCUUUAGCGAAACGAGGCGGAUCUGGUGGAAUUUAAGCUUUCACUGUAUGUGCAAUAUGCAUUUCUUCUUCUUCUUUUUUUUUUUUAAAAAAACGCUUUAAUAACGAGUCCAUCACAACUAGUAGGAUAUAUUUUUUUUCCACUCUUCCACCGCUUCCAUCGCUCACUUUCUCCCCCCUCUUCCUCUUCCUCCUCCUCCUCCUCUUUUUUUUUUUUGUUUUAAGUUUGUAGUGUAGUCAGUUUAUACUCUGUAUUUCUCACUUUGUUUUAGCAGGUACUGAGUGAUGCUGUAUAUACCUGUAUGUAUUUGUUUGAGACCAGCACAUGGCAUGCGUUUAUGGUUCCCGUCUGUUACUAUUAAAAAGUAUACAAAUUCCAGAGGACGACAAAGGUGUGUUUUAAUUCUUUUUUUUUUUUUUUAUAGUCUAAAGACAUUGAAUGCAGCACAGUUGUGUUCAGUGCUUUUUUUUUUUUUUUCAAAUUUAAAAUUGUGAGAUUUAAGAAGAAGAAAAAAAGAAUAAUCGCUUCACUACAUUUCACUUUGUAUUCUUGGAAGAGUGCUGUUAAUUUUUUUUUUUUUUUUUUUUUUUUAAAAGCUGUAGUAUUAUAGCUGAGGUGUUGUCACUAAAAGAAAAAAAAUAAAAAUAAAAGAAAGAAAAUAGGUAUUGCUAACCCAGUCCUUUCUACACUGUCUACAUGCACUGUCGAUGCCAUGUGAGGAGUCUCGAUGUGGGGUGAAAAAUAAAUCGCCACCGUGAAAAUAUUCCACUCACCUGAGAACGUUUUAUGCAUUUCAGUGGCCUUUUUUAAGGAUAUUUUAGCGAAAGAAAGAAGUCAAAAAAAGAAGUCAAGACGAGUCACUGCGGAUGGACUGACGGCCAUCUACUUUUUUUUUCUUCCUUUAUUAUUAUUAUAAUUAUUAUUAUUAUUAUUAUUUUUUCCUCCCCAUCAUCAUCUUGUAAAAUAGGUGUGUGGCUUAAUACAUGCAAGCUGUGCUGUGACUACCAACCACUGAAGAGUUCAUUAAAAAUAAAACUUGUACAUUGUAAAGUU
Molecule: messenger RNA, 5338 nt
Organism: Mugil cephalus (flathead mullet)
Lineage: Eukaryota; Metazoa; Chordata; Actinopteri; Mugiliformes; Mugilidae
Gene: ppp1r12a
Product: protein phosphatase 1, regulatory subunit 12A
Exons: 27
Coding region: 127-3387 (1086 amino acids)
Biological process (GO): signal transduction
Cellular component (GO): A band; Z disc; cytoplasm
Molecular function (GO): protein kinase binding; enzyme inhibitor activity; phosphatase regulator activity
Source: RefSeq, a predicted model, not a curated record